Molecule: messenger RNA, 1596 nt
Organism: Acanthaster planci (crown-of-thorns starfish)
Lineage: Eukaryota; Metazoa; Echinodermata; Asteroidea; Valvatida; Acanthasteridae
Gene: anapc10
Product: anaphase promoting complex subunit 10
Biological process (GO): anaphase-promoting complex-dependent catabolic process; protein K11-linked ubiquitination
Cellular component (GO): anaphase-promoting complex
Source: RefSeq, a predicted model, not a curated record
UGCUUUAUUCCCAAAUGCUGAAGAUUGAGGGCGCUCUUCAACACUGGGCGCGAGACUUGCCGAUUGUUGUCCGCCGUGAUCGGUAGUAUCGCCUUCACUUUAGGACAGUGCGGCGUCCCUCCUCGGCAAGGCAGUGACACCAUGGCAACCCCUCCUCGUACCUCGGGGUCGGCUGCGACGCCCAAUGGCGCCAGCGGCAAACAGGACCAAGAGGAGCUGGAGGAGGACAAGAUGAAGCUGCGGGAGAUUGGGGACCAGGCAGUGUGGUCGCUGUCGUCGUGCAAGCCAGGGUUUGGUGUCAAUCAGCUCAGAGACGACUCUGUUGAAACGUACUGGCAGUCGGACGGCACGCAACCCCACCUGGUCAACAUCCAGUUCCGGCGCAAGACCACCGUGCACAGCGUGGCCAUCUACGCCGACUACAAGUCGGACGAGAGCUACACGCCGAACAAGAUCUCGGUACGGGUAGGCAACAACUUCCACGACCUCCAAGAGGUGGAGCUGCUGGAGCUUGGUCAGCCCAGCGGCUGGAUCCGCAUCCCGCUGGCCGACGCUCGGGGCCGGCCCGUACGGACGUUCAUGAUCCAGAUAGCAGCGCUCUCCAACCACCAGAACGGCCGCGACACCCACAUGCGGCAGAUCAAGGUGUACGCGCCCACGCAGGACAACGUCUUCCACCACAUGCCCAACUUCUCCACAGUGGAAUGCAACAUGUUUAGCAUCAUCAGAUGACGAACGGGGGGGGGGUCAGGGCUGGCAUUUCUCUAGGUCGAGUUGUCGGGUUCCUGAUGCAGAUUAUUCAUGGCUGGUCACCCUUGCUCAUCCUUCAAGGAGUUCAGUCCGCACUCUCAAAUGUUGCACAUUUUUUAAACGACUGUCCAUGGAGGAUUUUAUAAAAGACACUAAACCAAAGCUGCAUAUUUCUGAAGGAGAACUACUCCAUUGCUGCAGUACACAAAUACAACUUUAAUUUGCAAUCUUUCUGUUGGUCCAUUUUGUGUAAUCUCUGUGACAUUUUUCUCGGAACUUUGAAAGCACUAUUUCUCAAAAUAAUAUUAGCCAGUUUUUAACUUCCCGAGGGCGCAAGUCAAGUUUAUAGACGACCUAGAAUCAUAAAGCAGUCAGAACCACAAACAGCACAGCGUCCUCGUUAAUUUGAUGUACGUGAGUAACCCAAGAAUGCCAUAAUGUCACCAUGUGAAGAAUUUUCUUAGAUCACUUCAUGUUUCUGCAUUCUUAAAGCAACUUUACGAAGAACACUUCCCCCUGCUUGAAAUGAAGACAAACUCAGAAACGUUUGGAUUACAGAUUAACAAAUUUAAUACGUACUGUUACAUGUACAUAUAAUAUUACUAGAUGCGAGUUGUAAUAUUUUCUACUUGUCAGGUUGUCGCUGGUUGGCAGGCUCGAUCAAGGGCCUCUAGUUAACUAGAGGUUGGUUCAUGACAUACCAAGCGCAAAUACCAGUGUACAGUGAAGUUGAGUGCGAACGACCCUAGUCAACCGUUGUCAGGUUGCUACGCCGAAGGGUAGAAAAGGUGGCCACAGGAAGGGAAAAAAGGACAAAUUAAAGUGAAAAUUGUCGUGUAUUAGUGA